GCUGAUCUUCAAAGAAAAAAGCAAUGGGUUGACUGUUGACCUCAAGCGCAGGCUCGCUGCAGCCACCACGCCAGCAGAGGUCGAUGAAUUAGACGCACGAAGCAGCCCGUAGCGCAGGACUCCACAGACCGCCACACCGCUCGCUGCUCGCAUCGCCGGACGCCGCAGGCCCGCUCGCAGCUCGCAAGUUCCGCCGCGCACAUCGCCGGAGGCCGCACGCCCUGACGCCCCCUUUCUGGAACUGUGCCGCUGGGCCGCUCAUGUUCGCUUCUUCUCUCGAUUGAGUUUAUAGUCGGCCCCCUGAACUUCCGUUGUGGCUACGCCCCUGAUUGGAGUGUAUGCCCUUGCUUUUGUGUACAAAUAUUCAGUGUGUUGUGGAAUUACGCUAAGAUCAGGGGCAUGUUGUGCUUCAUCAGUAAAACCGUCAUGAUUACAGUAGGGAAAUGGUGUUAUGAACCUCUUUUAGAGGCAUAGGAAAUGUCUUGUAGUAUGGGUCUGUCAUCUACUCCCCUCACCAAGUAUGGCUUAUUAGCUCCAUUUAAAAGAACCGCUCGUGGUAGACAUACGACACCUGUUUCAAGAUCUCCAUCCAGCCUAAUGGUUCGAGCUGUUCAAGAGAAUGAAGGGCCUAGACGUUUAGUAGACAUCAUCCGUCUUCUUCCUGAUGUGUCCAAGAAUUACUUUAGGAGUCCUUCCCGGAGAGCGCUUUUUGGGGGUAUAUCUUUGCUGGGAGGUUUUUACGUGGCCCAGACAAUCUCACUGUCGUUUGGAGCUUUAGGGGUAAAUGAUGUGAUAGCUGCUGUGGUUUGUGUUCUCAUCACGGAGUAUGUGACACGGUUCUACUAUAGUCAGCCUAAGGUGACUUUCCCGGUGGCCCUUUUGAACAAUUUUAAGAUGGGGUUUACUUAUGGUCUCUUCAUAGACGCUUUCAAACUCGCCAGUUGAGUUGAUCUUUCUAUGCUCCUCUCAAAUGAUGGACGUGAUUUUACGUGUAAGCUCAUACUUGUCAUUUGUUAUUACUGUAAUACCUAUUGGGCAGGUCUUGUUAUUUGUAUGCAUUGAUUAUAAAGUCCUUGUUCAGUUUUUUGUGUUUUAAUCUACUGUACUUUUAGAACAUGUGCAUGACAUAUGGUAUGGUCCGUAUGGACAUGCCGAAGCUACGACCAUCCAACUCGGGGAGGUGUCAGUUUACGACUGCAUUUGAGCUAUCGGGAUAGAGCACAAUUGAUGCUAUAUACGGAGUACCAUUUAGAAUUUGUAUACUUAUUACUAGACUAGAUCUCAUUAACUUCUUAUAUGAAAAUGAUUAAAAUGAGUUUGACAUGAUGCUAAAAUGACUUUAUUGUCUAGAACAAAUGUGUAUUUGCAGAAUAGUUAUUGGUAUCGU
This is a messenger RNA of Cuscuta europaea, 1387 nucleotides long. Lineage: Eukaryota; Viridiplantae; Streptophyta; Magnoliopsida; Solanales; Convolvulaceae. The record is from the annotation of a GenBank genome assembly.